This is a messenger RNA of Ostreococcus tauri, 648 nucleotides long. Its product is annotated as unnamed product. Lineage: Eukaryota; Viridiplantae; Chlorophyta; Mamiellophyceae; Mamiellales; Bathycoccaceae. The record is from RefSeq and is a predicted model, not a curated record. The transcript has a single exon. Bases 1 to 648 code for a protein of 215 amino acids.
AUGACAGACUCUCCCUCGAGAGACACGCGUCAAAAACCCGAACUCAUCGACGAACGUUCUGGCGCCUCUGCAGCCGGAACGGUGACAUUUCACGGGACCGUGUCGUCGCAGCAAUCAACCGGGCACCAUCCGCAUCCCACGCCUGCGACGCAGCGCGACGGCGUUGCAGUGUGCUUGCAGUGCACGAGUUUCUUCAGCCCCACCGCUUCAGGACAAACCAUAUGUUCAACAUGCUCUUCUUGGUCGUCACCGGCGCUAGCGCAACAGACCGAGCGGCAGGGUCUCAUCCUUUGUCCAGGGUGCAGGGGAAUCCUGGUCAGACCAAGAGCUCCUCAUGCGAUAGCCAUGUGCGGGCAGUGCCAGACAAUGCUCAAACUUCCCGAACACGUCGAUGAACAUCACACGCAUCACGCUCCGGGAUACGGCGAGCGAUUCGAGUCGUCGGCUUACGGAAUAGCCGCGGCGAGAUCACACGGGAUGCGCGCGCCACCAGGAUUUGUGCCGCAUCCUAUGACGACGCCACCAAUCCAAAACGUUGUCGCGUGCAUAUGUCCGGGGUGCUCAGCAGUGGUACAAGCGCCACUAUCGGCGCCAAUCUGCAAGUGCGGGAACUGCGGGCAAUUCAUGACGGUUCCGUCGCAGAUGUGA